AUGAGUGAAACUCAAUAUAAUUAUCAUGGCAAUGCUGCGAACUACAUAAACGACGGGCAGCGAUACGCAACUUCUUCUCAAGGUGGAGUUGAUGGUACUAGCACUCGUUUGACAGAUAAUCAACAACAACAACAAUGGAUUGCAUCUCAAUCAGCUUCAUCUAAUUCAAUGGCAACAUCUAGUGCACCUAAAAACCGGGCAUUAGGGGGUGUACAAACAACCGAUUCAUUUCAUUCUGUUUCUAGUAUUGAUUCAUCAGCAGAAAUGUCCAAGUAUUUUCCUGAUGCUCAAACCCCUAGUUUGUCGCCAUUUAGGCAUCAGCAAGUUGUCGAAGGUCAGGCACAAUCAACGGCUACAUCGAAUACUGUAGCCAGCACGAAUACAAAUACAAAUACUGUUAAUGCGGGUCCUUAUACACCUGCGACAGCUUCCACUGCAGUACAACGAGUACCACAACCCAUAAGGCCACCUAAUAUGGCACAACAACGACCAGUACAACCACCAGGCAUUCCAAGUUAUUCGUCACAAAUUGAAGGAUUAUCAGUUUCACAAGCUGUAGUAAAUGAUGUACUUAUUGAUCUCCAAACGAAAGUAAUAAAUGAAACUUUACAACAAUAUCAUGACGAUUCAACAAGUGGUGCAUAUAUGGAACCUCUUGCUCCAAUUUAUAUUCGUGCACCGCAACCGACAAUAAUUCUUCAAUCCGAUCUUCAUCGUCUGCGUGCAGAACUUGGUAAUCGUGUUCGCCCUCCAGUUAUCCAUCGUCAUCCAACAGGUGGAAACCAAUUUCAACAAAAUAUGUUUCAAGUACCUAGAUUCCCAGCGCCUCCACAACAACACAUUCCACCAGAGUGUUAUGGAGAUUAUCGAAAUGCCGCCUAUGCAAACAGUGAUGAAUAUAAGACGACGACGACGACGACGACAGGCGAUGAGUAUAGGAAGGAAAAUGAUGAGCGAUUGUAUAAUCAAGCCGAGUCAGCUAUACUCAAUAAUGUCAAUAUCAAUGGUAAUGUUCAGAGCGCAUUCAAUCGUCAAGGCUUAUCCACUACAUCAUUUGAUCGUCACGGCUCACCUUCUCAAUCUUCCUCAUCACUUUCCAAUCUCGAAGAACAGCAACAAGGUAACGAGCAGGCUUUACUUGCAUCAUCUCAAAAUAUCAACAGUGAACAAGUUGGCUCAAUGGAUAAUAAUAUGUUCUCAAUGCCUGGCCGUCCACGUCAAGAAAUAACAUUUGAUAUCGAUAAUUGUAUAUAUCGAUGUUUUGAAGCUCAUCGUCAACGAGUAGCUCGACGACGAGCUGCCCGACAAGCCCGUAAAUCAAGACGCCAUCGACAAGCCACACAACAGCCACAACAAUCUCAACAAUUACACUAUACUAAUCAAUACCCAAAUUUUACGGCACACCCAAUACAUUCUACAGGUGGCACUAUUGAACAAACUCAAUGGCAACAACCACUGUCAACCACAGAUUAUUCGGAUAUAAUUAAUCAACCAGCUAACAAUUUUACAUCAGUUCAUACAACUCAAGGGCCAUAUAAUCCGGCUGGAACAGCAGUUCAUACAACUCAAGGACCAUAUAACCCGGCCGGAACAUAUGAUUAUACAAAUCUGGUUCAAACAACGUCGUUACCCACUGAUAUACAGUCUUCAGCAACAGAUUAUUAUCCAUACACAACUAAGAAUAUACAAGAACCAUACAUUCAUUCAAAUGCAUAUGACUAUACAUCUCAUCAAUCAGUACCACAACAACAAACAUCUUUUGAAUAUGCAAAUCAAUUGCCAUAUUCUUCUUCGUCGACAGAUGCCUCAAUUCCAAGUGACACGCAAUAUUUAUCCUCAAACUAUUACCAAGAACAUAAACAACAAUUACCUACUCAAUUUACUCGAAACCAAGACGUAUAUACUCAACCCUCAACAACAUUUGAACAUGCCACAGGAACAAAUCUAGCUCAAGUGCCAACAACCUAUGAUUAUCAGGACAUAAAUCAGUCACCAAAUCAAUAUACAGACAAUCCUGAAAAUAUACAACAGCAACCAUCAUUAAAUUAUGCUAUGACAACUCCCACAACCUAUAAUCAAGGAACAUUUGAUUACACAACAGCACGUACACAAUCUCAAUAUCCAUAUGAUAUCGAGAAUCUCAACCAACAGCAACCCUAUGAUUAUACAACAAGUACAGCAGCUGGCACUUUACCAUUUAGAACGAAUCUUCAGCACACACAGCCAAAAGAAACCAUCGAUUAUUUAAAUCAAGCAGGUACAUCUGCUAGUUACUACGAACAACAAUCAAUACCUGCUCCCCUAUAUCAAGGUCAAGGAUCUUAUGGUAAACCCACCGGAACAUUUGAAUAUACGAGAGAAAGUUACGAAUCUCAGAAACCUAUUUAUGAUUACCAAGGUGCAGAACAACAGUCGUCUCAAUAUUCAUAUAAUGUUGAAGAUAUUCAACAACAACCUCAGCAACAAGACACAUUUAAUUAUGUAUCUGAAGUUCCAACAUCUUACACAAGGUCUAGCACUGAUCUUCAGCAGAAAGGACAAACACAAGUGGUAGAACAAGUUGCUGGAACAUUUGUCCCUACAACUCAGCAUGAAAAGCAACCAAUAUCAGUUCCUGUAUAUCAAAGUCAAGGAUCUUAUGGGAAACCCACCGGAACAUUUGAAUAUACGAGAGAAAGAUAUGAAUCUCAGAAACCUAUUUAUGAUUACCAAGGUGGAGAAGUGAAAACGGAACGGACACAAGCAAUAAAUGAAUCGAGCCAAGAAAUAAGUUCGUCCACUCAUGAGCAAGAACAGGCAACAUUUGCUCCCGUACCUGAUACUUCUGAUGCAGAGCUACGUUAUCAAAAAGUAAUUGAUACAUCGAUUACAAAUGGUACAACAGAAGAUACCAAAGAACCGCUUCGUCAACAAGAACCUUUAUCAGAUAAUUAUUCUACGGAAAAUUUUAUUGAAGAACAAGAAAAAGCUGGAACAUUAAGUGUCAAUGAUUAUAUCAAACAGUUUGAAUUUAAAUCACAAUCACAACAAAAUGGAGGACCAAUACAGUCCUCUGAUGAACGUCAAUCUACUCGUAGUACAAAGAUAUCACCGUUUAUUAUUCAACAAAAUGUUGAUGUGCAACCAUCACAGGAAGCUACACAAAUAUAUGAUCUUCAAAAUUACAUAAGUGAAAAUAUUACUUCAGAAACUUCACAACAAUCACAAGGAGAUUCAUCGUUACCCACCGAAGAAGACAAACAGCGUCUUCUUCAAUAUAUUACUCGAAGUAAACCAACAGAGGAAUCAUUUGAGAAAACAGAACAACAAAGUGAAAACGAAGUAUAUAAGUACGAUACUAAUACUUCAUUACCACCACCACCAAGAGCAACAACAGCAACAGCAAGAGCAACCAGAGAAGGAAUUGAACAUCAGCAAGAGUCAACUGAAACAGGUACAUCUGACUUCCCUCCGCCACCGACACUUGAUCGUCAAGCAUAUCAAAUAAAACAACCACGAACAAAUCGAUCAAUACCUACAAUCAUUCCAACAACAGAUCAAGCAAGUAUAUAUACUAAUAAUGAACAAUUAGAACCAACAUCUGACGAUCAUGACGGUGAUGAGAGUAUUGCAGAAAGCGAAGAACUUUUUGAUUUACACAAAUGUAUUGCUAAAUGCUAUGAAAAAUAUCGCCAGGAAUGGGAUAAAGAGGCAAAAGCACACUAUGAAGAACAAAUGGCAACAAACACACCACAAAAUGAUCAACAAUUCAUUCAACAGCAAAAUGCAUUAUUCGUAGCCAAUUACGAUCAGCAAAACUUGCCUCAACAGCCAAAUGCAUUAUUCGUAGCCAAUUACGAUCAGCAAAACUUGCCUCAACAGCCAAAUACAUCAUUGGUAGCCAAUUACGAUCAGCAAAACUUGCCUCAACAGUCAAAUACAUUAUUCGUAGCCAAUUACGAUCAGCAAAACUUGCCUCAACAAUAUUUUGGUGGAAGUGAAAUACAUUAUCUUGAUGCUUGGACACAAACACCAUCUCUUGAUGUAAUAACACAAUCGAAUUUUAUUGAUCAUACAUAUGAUGAAACACCAUCAACGUUUGAUACAGAACCUUAUAAAUUUCAAACACCAUCAGCGUUUGAUACAGAACCUUAUAAAUUUCAAGCACCGUCAACGUUUGAUACAAAACCUUAUAAAUUUCAAACACCAUCAACGUUUGAUACAAAACCUUAUAAGUUUCAAACACCAUCAACGUUUGAUACAGAACCUUAUAAAUUUCAAACACCAUCAACGUUUGAUACAAAACCUUAUAAAUUUCAAACAGAAACAAGAGACCUUUCAACUGAGUCACGAGGCCAACAAACUAUCGAAUAUAGCCCACCAUUAAUCACGCAAACACGUCAAGUUAUUUCGACAAUACCCCAAUCAGAACCUUUUUCGUUUUAUAAAUAUAAUACCAACGAGCAACCACAACAACAAAAACAAGCCGUUUACGAUCAUACAUUACCUUUACCUCCUCGUCUGUCCUUCAAUGAAACCCUUCAUCAACCAAAUUUUGAUUUUUCUUCGCAAAUAACAGAUCAACCGCGACAACAUCAAAAUAUACCUUUCGAUACAUACGAAGAAGAAGAACAACAACAACAACGAUACCGUGCACAUUCUGAGCCUGCAUCAAUAAAACAAGAUUCAAUCGUAACAGUCCCAUCUCAGCAACCACCACCAUCAUCACAAGAAAUCGAAUACCAACCACGACGAUCUGUUUCAAUACCAAUGGUUCAUCCAGAACAAUCACAAAUUCGUUUACCAUCAGUUCGUUUAAUCGAUAAUGGUCGUGCAUAUGAAACUGACUCGGCUUUACGCCGUCGUAUGCCUAUUAUCGAUCCUAAAACUGGACUCUGUCUUGUACCGUGUCCAGAAACACAAAAAUAUGCUCAUUUACCAUCUCAUCUCCGGCCAGAAUUAUUCUGUAUAGAGUUACCACCAGUAACUUCUCUUCCACCUCCACCUCCACCACCACCACCACCACCACCACCGCAACCGCAACCUGUUCAACAAGACCGAUGGUGUGUCAAAUGUUGCUGUGUUCCAGGAAAAACAAUUAUUAAAAAAAUUGUUUACAGACAAGUGGACGAACAACAAAAUCAUGAAGAAUCACAAUUUGAUUAUGCUUCAGUUAUUGAUCAAAUGGGAACAACAAUUAGUGUCCGAUACGGAAAUGAUAUCAUGGAAGACACUGGCAUAUGUGUUUCAGGUGGCUAUAACGAACAAUUACGUGUUAUCGAUUUUCCUGUCUAUAUAUCAGGACAAAAUGAUUCCAAUUUGACGCCCCUUGUACCCGCCAAUUAA
Molecule: messenger RNA, 5325 nt
Organism: Rotaria socialis
Lineage: Eukaryota; Metazoa; Rotifera; Eurotatoria; Philodinida; Philodinidae
Source: the annotation of a GenBank genome assembly